Molecule: messenger RNA, 1629 nt
Organism: Fonsecaea monophora
Lineage: Eukaryota; Fungi; Ascomycota; Eurotiomycetes; Chaetothyriales; Herpotrichiellaceae
Exons: 1
Coding region: 1-1629 (542 amino acids)
Molecular function (GO): metal ion binding; ATP binding
Source: RefSeq, a predicted model, not a curated record
AUGCUCCAGAGAAACUCUCCGCUGCUGGCUCACAGGCUACAGAACGCAUCGCUCUUGAUCCUGAGUCUCGUCUUUCUCCCCCUGGACACUUUGAUUCUACUCGUUUCUCUUGUCGUGGGCAAAGUCUUUCCGAGCAAGGUAAUCUCGAAUCGAGAAGCGGCACGUCACCGCGAUGCCAGCUUCACGAGACGCAAGGUUCUGGUCACGGGAGUGGGCAUGAGCAAGGGCCUCGCGCUGGCACGGCUCUUCUACGAGGCCGGCCACGACGUGAUCGGCGCCGACUUUGAGCCCGACGGCGCGUGGGCGUGCGGGAGGGUGUCUUCGGCUCUGGGGAAGUUCUAUCGCCUUGAAAAGCCCGACGCGAAGGCCGGGGCCGCGCCGUACAUCCAGACGUUGCUGGACGUGGUGACCAAGGAGAAGGUCGAGCUCUGGAUCAGUUGCUCGGGCGUGGCUUCGGCGGUCGAGGACGGCAUGGCCAAGGAGGUCGUCGAGGCCCGGACCGCGUGCAAGGCCGUCCAGUUCGACGUGCAGACCACGCAGACGCUGCACGAGAAGCACUCGUUCAUGGCACACACCAGAGACGUCGUGGGGCUGACGGUCCCCGAAACGCACGAGGUCGCCUCCCGCGAGGCGGUGUUGGACGUCUUGCGCGCGGCGGCGCCCCACGGGAGGAAAUACAUCAUGAAGACGAUCGGGGUGGACGACGCCGUGCGCGGGGAUUUGACCCUCCUCCCGAAGAAAUACGAGCGCGAGACCGUGGAGCAUCUCGCGCGCCUCAACAUCUCCAAAGCUGCGCCGUGGAUAUUGCAGGAGUUCAUCCAGGGGCGGGAAUACUGCACGCACGCGCUGGUCAUGGCGGGCAAGGUCAAGGCCUUCGUGGCGUGUCCGUCGGCCGAGUUGCUCAUGCAUUACCAGGCACUUCCUGCCGAGUCGCCCCUGAGCCGGGCGAUGUUGGCGUUUACUCGGAAAUAUGCGGCGAGCGGCGGCCGGGGGUUUACAGGCCAUUUGUCUUUUGACUUCAUGGUGCGUGAGGACCAAGACGGAGGAAAGGACGGUAAAGGCAAUGUCGAUCCGCGAGAUAUCGUGCUUUACCCGAUCGAAUGUAAUCCGCGGGCGCACACCGCGGUGGUGCUGUUCAAUGGACGCACCGGCACCAGCAUCAGCACAGCCGCCACGGCAAUGGUCCAGGCAUAUCUCUCCAUCUUCGAGGAUGUGGAUCAUCACCACCUCAACCGCACCGCCGAUUCGGGCAUUGACAUAGUUCACCCCGUCGCACAAGAGAAAUAUUUCUGGACAGGCCACGACCUGGUCACCCUGGUUCUCCUGCCGACCUUGUCGCUCUUCUUCGCGCUGUUCUCUGGCCUAGCCUCCGUUUCCCUUCCCAGAUCUAGAGCCCCCUCCAGCACAGGCAUCGGCAUUCGUGCAUCGAUCACGCAUCUCACCCAAAACUACACACUCUUCCUCCACCGCCUCCUCACGUGGAGAGACGGCACGUACGAGCCCUGGGACCCCCUGCCCUGGUGGUGGCUGUACCACGUCUACUGGCCUGUGCGGUUCUGGGCCUGUCUCCGCGACGGGAGGAAGUGGAGUCGCAUCAACGUGAGCACGGCCAAGAUGUUUGAGUGUUGA